AUGGCUCCGGUUGCUGUGAACGGGGUUAAUGGGGUUCCCCAGCCCAAUGGCGUUCACCAGCAGGUCAAUGGAGACUCCCACUCGAAGUCAACCCAGUCAUAUUCUGCAAAAUUCAGUUUAGCAGAUCAUUUCAUUGGCGGGAAUCGUCUGGAAGCUGCCCCUUCGAGCAGCGUCAAAGAUUUCGUGAUACAAAAUGAUGGGCACACAGUCAUUACGAAUGUCUUGAUAGCAAAUAACGGCAUUGCAGCCGUGAAAGAAAUAAGAUCGGUCCGAAAAUGGGCUUACGAAACUUUUGGCGACGAGCGUGCCAUCCAAUUCACAGUGAUGGCGACGCCAGAAGAUUUGCAUGCCAAUGCCGACUAUAUUCGGAUGGCAGAUCAAUAUGUCGAGGUUCCUGGUGGCACGAACAACAACAACUACGCUAACGUGGAACUAAUUGUCGAUAUUGCAGAAAGAAUGAACGUACACGCCGUAUGGGCUGGAUGGGGACACGCAUCCGAAAACCCAACACUACCUGAGUCCUUAGCAGCCUCUCCUAAGAAAAUUGUCUUCAUCGGUCCUCCUGGCUCUGCCAUGCGUUCUCUUGGUGACAAAAUCUCCUCCACGAUUGUCGCACAGCAUGCCAAAGUCCCCUGUAUACCUUGGUCUGGCGAGGGCGUUGAUCAAGUCGUAACGGAUGCCCACGGUAUUGUGACUGUAGAAGAUGAGGUUUAUGCAAAAGGAUGCACACACAACUCUCAAGAGGGUCUUGAUAAGGCCCAAAAGAUUGGCUUUCCUGUGAUGGUCAAAGCCUCCGAAGGUGGAGGAGGAAAGGGUAUCCGGAAAGUCGAGAAAGAGGAAGAUUUCCUCACCCUUUACAAUGCAGCACAGAAUGAAAUACCUGGAUCUCCAAUGUUUAUCAUGAAAUUAGCGGGCAGUGCUAGGCAUUUAGAGGUACAACUGCUCGCUGAUCAGUACGGCAACAACAUUUCUCUGUUCGGCAGAGAUUGCUCGGUCCAAAGGCGACAUCAGAAAAUCAUAGAAGAAGCGCCCGUUACCAUUGCCAAUCCUAGGACGUUCAAUGCCAUGGAACAGGCUGCUGUACGCUUGGGCAGACUCGUUGGAUACGUUUCAGCCGGUACUGUCGAAUAUCUGUACUCCCACGCGGAAGAUAAAUUUUACUUCUUGGAGCUUAACCCCAGAUUGCAGGUUGAGCACCCUACUACCGAGAUGGUCACCGGUGUCAAUCUACCAGCUGCUCAAUUGCAGAUCGCCAUGGGUCUUCCACUGCAUAGGGUUCGGGAUAUCCGACUUCUGUAUGGCGCAGAUCCGCAAGGCAUCAAUGAAAUUGACUUCAAUUUCGAGAAGUCUGACAGCCUAAAGUCUCAGCGACGUCCGACACCAAAAGGGCAUACUACUGCUUGUCGUAUCACCUCCGAAGACCCUGGAGAGGGCUUCAAGCCCUCAAGCGGCAUGAUGCACGAGCUCAACUUUCGAAGUAGUUCGAAUGUGUGGGGGUAUUUCUCCGUCGGUCAAGCUGGUGGGAUUCAUAACUUCUCCGAUAGUCAAUUUGGUCAUAUUUUUGCGUAUGGUGAAAACCGUACUGCAUCUCGGAAACACAUGGUUGUUGCCCUGAAAGAGUUGAGCAUUCGAGGUGACUUCAGAAACAUCGUCGAGUAUCUUAUCAAGCUUCUAGAAACGCCUGCCUUCGCUGACAACACAAUAACGACCGGUUGGCUGGAUGAACUUAUCACAAACAAACUUACCGCUGAGAGACCCGACACCAUCCUUGCAGUUGUCUGCGGUGCUGUGACCAAAGCUCAUUCUGCAAGUGAAGCUUGCAUUCAGGAAUAUCGAUCUAGCUUAGAGAAGGGACAGGUCCCACAAAAAGACAUCCUCAAAACGGUCUUUCCUAUCGAUUUCAUCUACGAAGGCGUGCGAUACAAGUUCACUGCCACACGAUCAAGCCUAGACAGUUACCAUCUAUUCAUCAACGGCUCCAAAUGCGCCGUUGGUGUUCGAUCUCUUGCUGACGGUGGUUUGCUUGUCCUCAUGAGCGGCCGAAGCCACAGUGUCUACUGGAAGGAAGAGGUCGGUGCAACGCGUAUAAGUGUUGAUAGCAAAUCUUGCCUUCUCGAGCAAGAGAAUGAUCCGACGCAGCUUCGAACACCUAGUCCUGGAAAACUCGUGAAAUAUACCGUAGAGAACGGUGAACACGUCAAGGCUGGGCAAACUUUUGCAGAAGUCGAAGUCAUGAAGAUGUACAUGCCUUUGCUCACACAAGAAGAAGGUAAUGUGCAGCUCAUCAAACAGCCUGGAGCUGUCCUUGAAGCAGGAGAUAUCCUCGGAAUUCUUGGAUUGGAUGAUCCCUCCAGGGUCAAGCACGCGCAACCCUUCCAAGGUCAGCUUCCCGAUCUCGGUCCUCCUCAGGUAGUCGGCGGCAAGCCGCCUCAACGAUACUCCCAAUUACACAGCAUUCUUGAGAACAUCCUUCAAGGUUUUGACAACCAAGUCAUUAUGGCCUCAACCUUGAACGAAUUAGUCCAGGUACUCCGGGAGCCUGAACUACCCUACGGCGAAUGGAAUGCUCAAAUAUCGGCGCUACAUGCACGAAUGCCCGCCAAAUUAGAUCAGCAACUCGCGCAGAUUGUUGACAGAGCCAAGACUCGGAAAGUCGAGUUCCCAGCAAAACAGCUUGCAAAAGCUUUGAGUCGAUUCAUUGAAGAAAUUGAUGAUGCAUCCUCUGCAGAUGUUCUCCGAACAUCUCUUGCACCGCUUACUGAAGUCAUUGGACGUUAUACGGAGGGAUUGAAAGUUCACGAAUAUAAUGUGUUUUGCAACCUUCUGGAGAAGUACUAUGAGGUCGAAUCACUAUUCUCCAGCCGCAAUCUUCGAGAUGAGGAUGUCGUUCUCAAACUCCGGGAGCAAAAUAAGGACGACAUACUAAAGGUAGUGUACACAGUUCUUGCGCAUAGCAGGGUCGGUUCGAAGAACAACCUUGUUCUCGCAAUCCUGGAUUUGUACAGACCGAACAAGCCGUACACGCCUAACGUCGCGAAGUAUUUCAAACCUAUGUUGCGCAAACUGACAGAGCUUGAUUCACGACCGACUGCUAAAGUCACACUCAAGGCACGUGAGGUCUUGAUCCAGUGUGCUCUUCCGUCUCUUGAGGAGCGAGAGAAUCAGAUGGAGCAUAUCCUUCGAAAUUCCGUUGUAGAGACAAGAUAUGGUGAAACGGGCUGGGAUCACAGAGAACCAGAUGCCGACACCCUCAAAGAAGUCGUCGAUUCGAAGUUCACCGUCUUUGAUGUCUUGCCCCAAUUCUUUGCUCAUCAUGAUCCUUGGGUCUCUCUUGCAGCUUUAGACGUCUACGUUCGACGAGCCUAUCGUGCAUAUACUGUCCAGAGUGUGGAUUACCACACGGAAAAUGAACCUCCGUACCUUCUAUCAUGGGAUUUCUCACUCCGUAGGGUUGGCCAUUCGGAACUAGGCUACACGAAUGUUUCCAAUCCAUCAACACCUGGUACACCAAGGGCGUUAGGCCCAUCAAAGUUUUCUCGCAUACAAUCCAUAAGCGACAUGUCCUAUCUUACACGGAGAGAGACCGACGGCAGAACGGAACCCGAAAGAAAAGGCGUCAUCCUCCCAAUUCAAUAUUUAGACGACAUUGAAGAGCACUUUCAGGCAGCACUCGAGCUCUUCCCUGUGAGCAAGCCGACGAGAGGCCCGCUUCCGAAUGGUGUGCUCCCUGAGCUUCAAGCUAAGAGACGCCCAGCAGAACCAAAGAGCGAAGAGGAAGACUCUGAGUUGACGGGCGUAUUCAAUGUUGCUAUCAGAGACGCUGAAUCUUUCGACGACAAAGAGUUGCUCCAGCGUGUUCAUGAGAUUGUGACCGACUACAAGUCCGAAUUACUCAGUCGUAAGGUUCGUAGAAUAAGCUUCAUCUGCGGCCACAAAGAUGGAACCUACCCUGGCUACUUCACAUUCCGUGGGCCUAAUUACGCGGAAGACGACAGCAUCCGUCAUAUCGAGCCAGCGCUGGCCUUCCAAUUGGAACUUGGACGCCUGUCUAAUUUCAGGAUCAAGCCGGUAUUUACCGAAAACAGGAAUAUUCACGUCUAUGAGGCUAUUGGUAAGUCAUCUGAAGGGAGUAAGUCGGUGGAUAAACGAUACUUCACACGUGGGGUUGUCCGGCCUGGUCGCCUACGAGAUGAGAUUCCAACAGCGGAGUACCUCAUAUCCGAGGCUGAUCGCUUGAUGACCGAUAUCCUCGACGCACUCGAAAUCAUUGGCAACAACGGCUCUGACUUGAACCAUAUCUUCAUCAAUUUCUCCGCUGUUUUCCCAUUGGAGCCACGAGAAGUCGAGGAAGCCUUAGCUGGAUUCCUUGACCGCUUUGGGCGAAGAGCAUGGCGUCUCCGUGUCACUAGCGCGGAGAUCCGUAUCAUCUGUACAGAUCCGGCCACUGGCAUGCCAUACCCUCUUCGCUGCAUGAUCACUAAUACCUCCGGCUAUGUCAUUCAGGUAGAGUUGUACGCCGAGAAGAAGUCUGACAAAGGUAACGAUUUCCUAUUCCACAGCAUUGGUGGUACAACUAGGAUUGGGUCAAUGCAUUUGCGACCUGUCUCAACGCCGUAUCCCACCAAGGAAUGGUUGCAGCCGAAGAGGUACAAAGCCCAUCUCAUGGGAACGCAAUACGUCUAUGACUUCCCAGACCUCUUCCGCCAGGCUUUCCAGAACAGCUGGGGCAAAGCUGUUGCGAAACAUUCAUCUUUGGGUUCUAAGCAGCCGCGCAGUGAAGAUAUCAUGGAGGUCAGCGAGCUUGUCCUUGACGACAACGAUCACCUUGCCGAAGUAUCGAGGGAUCCAGGUACCAACACGAGUGGUAUGGUUGGAUGGAUUAUAACGGCGAAGACACCCGAAUAUCCCAAAGGCAGAAGAUUUAUCAUUGUGGCCAACGACAUUACCUUUAAAAUUGGCUCUUUCGGUCCUGUAGAAGAUCAUUUCUUCUACAAAUGCACAGAACUUGCUAGAAAGCUGGGAAUUCCCCGCAUCUACUUGUCAGCUAAUUCUGGUGCUCGCAUUGGUAUGGCUGAAGAGCUGAUCCCACAUUUCUCCGCGGCUUGGAACGAUCCUGCUAAACCUGAAGCCGGCUUUAAGUACUUGUAUCUUACGCCCAAGAUCAAAGAACGUUUUGAGGAUGGCAAGAAUCGCGGAGUCAUUACCGAGAAGAUUACCGAGGAUGGCGAGGAACGAUACAAAAUCACUACCAUCAUUGGAGCAGAGAAUGGCUUGGGUGUUGAAUGCCUGAAGGGAUCUGGUCUCAUUGCUGGAGCGACCUCCAAGGCAUAUGAAGACAUCUUUACUAUCACUCUUGUGACCUGCCGAUCAGUCGGUAUUGGCGCUUAUCUUGUUCGUCUGGGUCAGCGGGCUAUUCAAAUCGAGGGCCAACCGAUUAUUCUAACGGGGUCGCAAGCCAUCAAUAAACUCCUCGGCCGUGAAGUAUACACAUCAAACCUCCAACUUGGUGGUACUCAAAUUAUGUAUAAGAAUGGAGUAUCACAUAUGACUGCUGAUGACGACUUUGAGGGUGUCUCGAAAAUUGUCGAAUGGAUGUCAUUUGUUCCUGAAAAGAAAGACAGUCCAGUCCCAAUUGGUCUAUCCGCAGACUCGUGGGACAGACCUAUCGCAUACUAUCCUCCCCAAAAGCAGACAUACGACGUCAGAUGGCUUCUUGGGGGCAAGGAGGACGAUGAGGGUUUCCUCAGCGGACUUUUCGACAAAGAUUCUUUCCAAGAGUCCUUGGGCGGCUGGGCCAGGACAGUCGUCGUUGGCCGCGCUCGACUAGGUGGUAUACCGCUUGGUGUCAUAGCCGUCGAGAACCGAUCGGUAGAAAGCGUUUCUCCCGCGGACCCUGCCAAUCCAGACUCUAUCGAACAAAUUGCCCAAGAGGCUGGCGGUGUUUGGUAUCCAAAUUCCGCUUUCAAGACUGCGCAGGCACUUCGCGACUUCAACAAUGGCGAGCAGCUACCUGUGAUGAUUCUUGCUAAUUGGCGCGGCUUCUCCGGUGGCCAACGUGAUAUGUACAAUGAGAUUCUCAAGUACGGGUCGUAUAUUGUGGAUGCUUUGGUCAAAUACGAGCAGCCCGUGUUUGUCUACAUUCCACCGUUUGGCGAACUACGGGGAGGGUCUUGGGUUGUGGUCGAUCCGACAAUUAACGCCGAUUUCAUGGAAAUGUACGCUGACGAAGACGCCCGCGGCGGUGUCCUUGAACCUGAGGGCAUUGUCGGCAUCAAAUAUAGACGCGAUCGCCAACUCGAGACCAUGGCACGCACAGACACUACCUAUGCAGAGUUGAAGGCUGCUUUGGAGGACAAGAGCCUGACAGCCGAGAAGCGAGCUGAGAUCAAGACCAAGAUGACGGAACGAGAGACACUGUUGCUUCCCGUGUACUCUCAAAUCGCGCUUCAAUUUGCGGAUCUCCAUGAUCGCGCUGGCCGCAUGAAGGCCAAGGAGACUAUUCGCAUGCCUCUGCAGUGGAAGGAGGCUCGCAGAUUCUUCUACUGGCGCUUACGUCGUCGGUUGAACGAGGACAGCUUGAUCAAGAAAAUAAACGCCAGCUCGCCCAAGGAUCUUGCCUCUCGCAGCUCCAGUCUCCAGAAACUGCAGGCUUGGACUGGCAUCCAGGACUUCGACACCAACGAUCGUGCAGUGGCUUCUUGGUAUGAGGAAAACCGCAAGGACGUUUCUGCUAAGCUCGAGGCCUUGAAGAGCGAGGGCGUUGCAUACGACAUUGCUACGCUACUGAGCGCAAACAAGGAUGGCGGGCUCAAAGGGCUUAAGCAGGCUUUGGAGACUAUGCCUGUUCGAGAGCGAGAGGAGGCUUUCAAGUUUUUGAAGGGUUAA
Messenger RNA from Bacidia gigantensis, 6885 nucleotides. RefSeq names its product Acetyl-CoA carboxylase (gene CUT6). Gene Ontology annotation, molecular function: metal ion binding; ATP binding; acetyl-CoA carboxylase activity. Gene Ontology annotation, biological process: fatty acid biosynthetic process. The record is from RefSeq and is a predicted model, not a curated record. Lineage: Eukaryota; Fungi; Ascomycota; Lecanoromycetes; Lecanorales; Ramalinaceae. Bases 1 to 6885 code for a protein of 2294 amino acids. The transcript is spliced from 6 exons.